Messenger RNA from Hibiscus syriacus, 379 nucleotides. Its product is annotated as probable protein phosphatase 2C 33. The record is from RefSeq and is a predicted model, not a curated record. The coding region runs from base 89 to 379 and encodes 96 amino acids. The transcript has 2 exons. Lineage: Eukaryota; Viridiplantae; Streptophyta; Magnoliopsida; Malvales; Malvaceae.
UACCGCUUGUCAAACAAGUCAAGGUUACAUCUUCAUGCCUUAAUGGUGAUGUGGUUUUCAAUUUUCUUUCCUAGCAUUCAAACCAUGAAUGAACCCUUCUAUUCUAUUUUUCUCAAAUGCUGGAGGGCUACUUAUUAUUGCUUCAUAUGGUAUUCGGGACGCUGUAUCUUCCGACACGGCUGCCAAGUCUUGUCGGGGCUUACCAGCGGACCUUGCAGCAAAGCUGGUUGAUAAGGAAGCUUUGAGGUCAAGGGGGUUGAAGGAUGACACAACCUGCUUGGUUGUCGAUAUUAUUCCUUCGGACCAGCCUGUCCUACCUCCUACAACAAGGAAGAAGCAGAAUACCAUUACUUAUGUGACUGUGGUAGAUGGUUUGUAA